AUGCCAUCUGGUACGUUUUCACGUAUGAUAUGUUUCGUUUCUUUCGUGAAUAAAGUGUGUGAAAACACUGAAAAACAAGUGUAAUAAUGCACAAAACAUUUAUUGGACAAAAUAUGAUAGAGAGAACAGAGCGAGAGCGUGGGGAGAGUUUGUGCCGACAAGACUACAUUGCCACAGUGAUAAGAACAUUUUGUUCGUUUUAUCGAUUCCAGCCCACUCUCCUGCUCUCAUUGCCAUGGAUUUUUGCACUUCACUGCUUGAAUGUUUCGGUAAUUGUUUCUGUUUUAUUCUAGUCCCGUUCAAGUCGCUGUGGAGACGGUUAGACAACAAGUUCACUAAGUUUUCACUGGCAGUCGAUGAGGUUUCUUUUAUCUCUGAAAAAAUAAACCCAUUCAAAAUUAAACUUGCUUUGCAGAUAGUUCAAGACCGUAACUUGCUGAGCGUUCCAGAGAAAGUAUGGACUUACUUCUGCUACAGUGUCUACCUCAAUUUCGGCAUUGCUCUCAUUGCAUUUGUAUGUAAUUGCCCAUUACAAACAAAAAAUUCAAUGUGUUUCAGAUCGGAGGAAUCAUGUGCUUUACACUCGGCCUGUACUAUUCCACAUUCUACUCUCGAAUCAAUUGUGAAAAUGGUCUCAACAUUUGGGUUCCUCUGAACAAUCUGGUGAGGCUGUUUGAUAUUGUUAACUUUUGAAGAAGAUAGAUUUCCAGGUGAAAGUGAAAUUGAUGAAACGUUUGAUGAUAUUUGAUAUCAUAGGAAUUGAAAAGAGAAAAAAGUAAAGUAAACAUUCCAGAUCGCAACCUGGACAGGGUUCUUUGCAGUCAAAGCACUGCACAUCAGAUGGUCCGCUUUUGUACACCUCGUUUUUACGGCGACAAUGACACCACUCAUGAUGAUAGCCGCCGUCUACGCUACCACACAAAUUCCAGUGUGCGUCGCUCGAUCCGAAUUACACAAAGUAACUGUUCCUUUACAGCUGGUAUGAGGAACAAAAAAUGAGUCGCGGUGGAAAAGAUUGGGGAGAUUGGAAUGCAGCUGGUGACAUGAUGCUUGCGAUUUGUUCUUACACAAUCGGUAAGAAGGCAAUAGUUCAUUCAGAGUGAAAUUGAUGUUUUUUAGUGAUCUUGUCUGUCUUCCAACUGUACAUUUACUACAAGUACUGGCUUCCGGGUGGACAAACUUUGCGGACUCGAUCCGUUUGA
Caenorhabditis sp. 36 PRJEB53466 is the source of this 1202-nucleotide messenger RNA. The record is from the annotation of a GenBank genome assembly. NCBI's taxonomy places the organism in Eukaryota, Metazoa, Nematoda, Chromadorea, Rhabditida, Rhabditidae.